CUAGUGCCAAGAGCUCUUGUGCUCUGGGAAAAAUCCGGCCUGCGGUCACAUCUGAGGGGCCAACAAGCUCAAGCUGCCCCUUAAUGAAGACUGUCGUUUGUGUGGUUGAUCGGUGACCACUCAGAGCUGCAUCAGUCUCGUGAUGAAACAUUUUCUUACCCUUGUUCUAUUUGCUGCUCUCUUGAGAUUUGAUCACGUAAAAAUGUUGGCCAGACGCUCUUCACGCAAGGUGCCUUGAUGCUUUUCUCUGUUCAGAAAUACCCAUCGAGAGCGAAAGGAUUAUAUGUCCAUCAGAAUAUCCUCGAAGAAGCUUGUGUUAGGAUCACAGGAAUUGAUCAUCAACCGGAAAUAUAUUCUUCGGCAAACCCGAAGAUGUGUCACCUCGAGCACACUUUCCAUCUCCCAUGUGGUCACUGGGGCAAAAACAAAAAUGUCCAACCAUGUAUUCGGGCGCAGACGGCUGAAGGGCUCACGCAGGGCUGUUGGGAUAGCCAAAGCCUCGGCACGAACAAUAGUCAAGGAUUAUGUCCGGAUUGCAAACUUCGAGAGCGUAUGGGCUGGGCCCCAUAUACAACUUCCACACGUAGCAUGCUGCUACCCAAAAUGUCAAGGAACUCACCGAAAAGUUCGGAGUCGGCUUCAUCGCACCCCCUUUGUCUAACGAUUCGAAAUCGAUGACGAAUAUCCGGCGGGAUAGCGAACAUAUAUCGCAACAGUUAUGAGAUCGAUCGCACCGGGUGGAGAAAAAAGCCCAACUGAAUCAAAUCUGAAUCUUGUUAAAACGUGUCUGGAUAAUGUUCAAUCACUGAGGUCUUGAAAUUCGCGCGCAUUGGGAAAUUGUCGGAAAAUGGGCAUCA
Xylona heveae TC161 is the source of this 857-nucleotide messenger RNA. RefSeq lists its product as hypothetical. The coding region runs from base 238 to 678 and encodes 146 amino acids. The record is from RefSeq and is a predicted model, not a curated record. NCBI's taxonomy places the organism in Eukaryota, Fungi, Ascomycota, Xylonomycetes, Xylonales, Xylonaceae. The transcript has a single exon.